CUUAGGCAUCUAGCAAGCAGAAUGCACUUGGGCUCACCUGCGAUUAUGAAGCUCCAGCAUUUGCCUUUCUUGCUUGAUGGAGUGGAGAAAGACCAGAUUCCUGUGUUUGAGAAGAAGCCACUUAUCUGGGAGGAAGACAUGGAGCUUUACUCAAAAAUUUUUGACAGAAAGGAAGAACUCAAAGCAGACUACUCCUCCUACAUCAGACAACACCCUGUGCUAAAGGCUUUACUGGGGGACUUCCUGCAAUUUCUGCUGUUGAGGAAACCUCAGGAUGUUUUCUCAUUUGCUCAUGACUUCUUUGCGCCCUUUGUCUCUCAAAGUACUCCAGGAAAAUCCCUUAAAGACUCUCAAAACUUUCCACAGGAAUAACAAACACGUACCAAUUUCUGACAUAUUGAAAAUAAAGGUUUUCUUCUA
This is a messenger RNA of Sinocyclocheilus anshuiensis, 420 nucleotides long. RefSeq names its product ciliogenesis-associated TTC17-interacting protein-like. NCBI's taxonomy places the organism in Eukaryota, Metazoa, Chordata, Actinopteri, Cypriniformes, Cyprinidae. The record is from RefSeq and is a predicted model, not a curated record. The transcript has 3 exons. Bases 22 to 372 code for a protein of 116 amino acids. Gene Ontology annotation, biological process: actin filament polymerization; cilium organization.